CCAGAGCACCGUGGGGCGGGGCCUGGCUGGCAGAGUUGGACUCAGAAGCUUCGGCUGGAGAGGCCCGGACCCGGGCUGUCAGUCCCGGGCUGCCGGACCAUGCUGAGCGGAGCGUGCGGCCGGCUCGCCUCAGCGCUGCGGGGGACACUCGCGCCGCCAUCCGCCGUCGCCCGGAGGUGCCUGCACGCGUCAGGGUCGCUGUCGUCCGCCGAGAAAAGCGAGAGGACGAGGAAGCCGCCCCAGGCCUUCGACCCGGCGCUGCUGGAGUUCUUGGUGUGCCCGCUCUCCAAGAAGCCGCUCAGAUAUGAAGCAUCGACAAAUGAAUUGAUUAAUGAAGAGUUAGGAAUAGCCUAUCCAGUUAUUGAUGGGAUUCCUAAUAUGAUACCACAGGCAGCUAGGAUGACACAUCAGAAUAAGAAGCAAGAAGAAACGGAGCGGCAUUAGAUCAUCCUUAGAAACAACACAGAACUAAAUUUUCUAAAAUACCACCCACUUAAAAAAAAAAAAA
Molecule: messenger RNA, 508 nt
Organism: Vicugna pacos (alpaca)
Lineage: Eukaryota; Metazoa; Chordata; Mammalia; Artiodactyla; Camelidae
Gene: PYURF
Product: PIGY upstream open reading frame
Source: RefSeq, a predicted model, not a curated record